CAAAUCGGAGGGAGAAGACUCCGGUUUAGAAGUUACUCUCUGACAGAUGGCUAGAUUCCUCCUCCUCCUCCUCUGUUUCCUCUUCGCGGCGGCGCUGACGCCAUCACUAACAUCUGCCGGCGACGACAAUCAUGUCUACUCGCCUUGCUCAGAUUCCACCGUCGCGGUCGGCGACGGAUUCACUUUCGGAAUUGCCUUCGCGGCGAAAGACUCUUUCCUUGGCACCAACCGUUCCGUGCAGUACUCUCCCUGCGAUCGUCGCCGCCUCUCUCUCAACGGAAACUCUGAGCUGGCCGUGUUCAGACCUAAAGUCGAUGAGAUCACGCUCCUCACCAUCAAUACCUCUUCAAGUUCCUCUAGUUACCGCCCGGAUUCCUCAAAUGGGUAUAUGGUAGCGUUCGCUGGUGCAAAAUACGCUGCGAGAUCAGUUCCAAUUAUGGUUGCGGACAACGAUCACGUCGUCACAAGCUUCACCCUUGUUCUUGAGUUUCAAAAGGGCAGGCUUGAGAACUUGUUCUGGAAGAAAGACGGAUGCUCCAAAUGCACUGGAGACGCGAAGUUCGUGUGCCUCAACAAAGAAGAAUGCGCAAUCAAAAGACAAAGCUGCACGAACCAAGGAGGACAAGUAGAUUGUAGCUUGGGGAUCCAGUUGGCGUUUUCAGGCACGGAUAAGCAUUAUACCGCGUUGAACUCUUGGUACGAGGUUGCUAAUCUGAAGCAGUACUCGCUUUAUGGCCUCUACUCUAAUCUUAAGGAUUCACUAAGCAGCCAGUUCAGUAACAUCUUCUGAUGAGUUUCUUUCUCCUUUGUGUGUUGUUUACUUUUGUAACUUUGUAUUAUUUGUCUCCUGCUUUUGUGUGUUUAAUUCUUUGUCUCUUGCUCGCAUGAUUUUAUGCUAUAUAUAAUAUAUAUUCUGUAUUUUAUUACUUGGAUUGUAACUUUUCAUGAAAGUUAAUAGUCAGAUAUAUACUUGGAAGUUGAA
Messenger RNA from Brassica rapa (field mustard), 982 nucleotides. RefSeq lists its product as uncharacterized. The record is from RefSeq and is a predicted model, not a curated record. Gene Ontology annotation, biological process: protein histidyl modification to diphthamide. Gene Ontology annotation, molecular function: metal ion binding. Lineage: Eukaryota; Viridiplantae; Streptophyta; Magnoliopsida; Brassicales; Brassicaceae. Gene Ontology annotation, cellular component: cytosol.